AAAAAAAAAAAUAUAUAUUUAUUCACAAUAAUAAUAAAAAUAAAAAUAAAAAUUAUUAUUAUUAUUAUUAUUAUAAUAUGUUGAAAUAUCCUUGUGGUUAUCAUACACGUAGCAGAAAUAUUCACUUAUAUGAAAAAAAUAAUAAAAAUAUAUUUUAUAUUAUAAAUCAUAAGCAAGAAAAAAAUAAUAAAGAAACUGAUCCCAUAGAAGAAUAUAAUUAUUAUAUAGAUCUAAAAAAGGAUAUAAAAUUACAUUUUUUCACAUCUAUAAUAAUACAAGAUAAUUAUAUUAAUCGAAACAAAUAUGAAUCAAGACAUUCUAAUGAUUUUGAUAGUUAUUCUUAUAUAAAUAAUUAUCAACAUAAAAAUGAAAAUUAUCUAAACAAUUAUUCAUCACAUAGGAAUAUUUCUUAUGAAUAUGGUUAUAAUAAUAUAAACACAAUGGAUGAUAAUAUGACAUCUUUAAAAAAAAAGGUUAAUAUAAAUGAAUAUGAUAAAUAUAUAAAUAAUGUUAUGAAUUACAAACCAAAAGAUAACAAAAUAGAUGUAAAUAAAAAAAUAAAUGUUGAAAUACAAAAUAAUAUAUCAUCAAUUUUAUAUAAUCAAAGAGAUAAUGAAAAAACAAAAAUAAAAAGAAAAAUAAAAAGAAAAAAUGAUAGGCAACAUAAUACAUAUAUAAUAUAUGAAAAAAAAAAAAAAAAUGCACACAUAUUUACAUUAAUAUUAAAUAACAUAAAUUUAUCUAUAAAUAAAAAAUAUACUUAUAACGAAUCGUAUCAUAUUUUUCUCUACAUUAAAGAUAUUCUCUUAUUAUAUAUGUUAUCACCAGAAAUAAAUAAAAUAUUUUUUAAAAAGAAUAUAAAUCAAAAUAAAAAUGAAUAUCAUACAAAUGACUUGAAUGUAGAUAAGAAAAAAAAAAACCUAAACACUGAAAAUGACAAAUGUGUUAAUACAUAUUGUGAUAAUAAUAAUAAUAAUAAUAAUAAUA
This is a messenger RNA of Plasmodium gaboni, 987 nucleotides long. Its product is annotated as putative membrane protein. The annotation marks the transcript as partial. The record is from RefSeq and is a predicted model, not a curated record. NCBI's taxonomy places the organism in Eukaryota, Apicomplexa, Aconoidasida, Haemosporida, Plasmodiidae. The transcript has a single exon.